AUGGCGGGUAAUUUAAAUAAUGCAAACAAUCGAGAUAUUCGACAGGUUAUAAGCCGAUAUUUAAAAGAGGUCGUAGAGAAUGGUGAAUAUUUCACAGGCUGGAUUGAUGGAGAGACUAAAGGCCGAUCUCCACUUCGACCGUACCGUAGCGUAUCUACAGGAGAUUCUCAAACAACCAUAGGGAUGAACUUUCGAAUGAGCCCAACCACUGUUGGACGAAUCAUCUUUUCAACAUGUGAAGCACUGUGGAAAGUACUGUCAUUGGUAUUCAUGAAAUGUCCAAGCAAUGAGGCAGAGUGGAAGUGCAUAGCACAGGGGUUUGAAAUUAAAUGGAAUUUUCCACACUGCAUUGGUGCGCUUGAUGGAAAACACGUCGUGAUGCAGGCACCAGCUAACUCUGGAUCGAUGUUCUUUAAUUAUAAGAAAACCCAUUCUAUUGUCUUAAUGGCUAUUUGCAAUGCAGACUACCAGUUCACAUUGGUUGAUAUUGGUGACUCAGGACGGAAUAGUGACGGUGGGGUAUUUUCUUACAGUACAAUGGGUGAAUCAAUUAAGAAAAACAGUUUAGGCAUCCCUAGGCCCGAGGCAUUCCCUUCCACUCAAAAAUGCUAUCCAUUUGUCAUAGUGGCAGAUGAGGCGUUUCAGUUACAGCAAAAUAUCAUGAAACCGUACCCUAGAGAAGCCUUGGGAAUAUCUGAGCGGGUAUUCAAUUAUCGGUUGUCUCGAGCGAGGAGGGUAAUUGAAAAUGCGUUUGGAAUUGUAGCAGCACGAUUUCGGGUAUUUCGUCGACCAAUUCACGCCAGAGUUGAAAUGGUUAUUCAAGUUACAAAAGCAGUAAUCGCUCUGCACAAUUAUCUUAUGGCUGGAAGGUCUUUUUCGCACAGCACAAAAUACUGUCCAGCUGGUUUCGUGGACAACAACACAGAAAAUGGAAGAGAGCUUGGAGAAUGGAGAAAAGUGACACAAUCAGAUGAGGGUUUAAGAGAUGUCAGCAACGCUGGGUCAAACAACUACUCUCGUGAUGCAAAGCUUGUUAGAGAAGAUUUUAAAAACUACUUCAUGUCCCCAAAAGGACAAGUACGCUGGCAGUGGAACGCAGCACAUGCUACAGUUGAUUGUUUUCAAAACGAAGCUUAA
This is a messenger RNA of Xenia sp. Carnegie-2017, 1137 nucleotides long. RefSeq lists its product as uncharacterized. Bases 1 to 1137 code for a protein of 378 amino acids. The transcript has 2 exons. The record is from RefSeq and is a predicted model, not a curated record. Lineage: Eukaryota; Metazoa; Cnidaria; Anthozoa; Malacalcyonacea; Xeniidae.